UUAGUUUACGUUUACUCUCAUUAGUUAAUUAUUUUUAUUAUUUUUAAUAUAAAACAAUAUGGAAGGAAUAAUAAGCGAGGAAAAGAAAAAAUUAAUAGAAGAAUUGAAUAAAAUGAUUAGUCGAGCAGAUUCUGUUUUAAAAGAAGUGUGUGGAUAUUAUCAAUGGGAUAUCAAGGACGUUGAAAAAGUCGCUGAAGAAAAUUACAUGAUUUGUCCUUUUAACAAAAGCCACGUAGUUCCAGAAAAAAGUAUGCACAGGCAUUUAGAAUCAUGUGAAUGGAGUACUCUUGGUUAUACAAAAGAUUGUAAACCACUACCAGAAUCAGCUAUUCCAACAGAUUCUCCUUUUACCAUUAAAUUUGAUAUUGAACUUCAAUUCAAAGUCCUUCAAGAAGCAAAACAGAAAAACCCUCAACUCAACAUAGGUACAGAUGAAAAAUUGAUUCCAAAAACUUCAGACAGACUCACAAGUGAUUUCACAAGAGAUGAGCGAAAAGCAAUAUAUGAGUAUGUUGUUGCUCAUACACUUGCUCCUGAUGUUGGUCAAGAUAUUGCAGAUUUAAAUAAACCAGAAAAAAAAGAGGAAAGAAGUGCAUCACUUUUAGAGUUAAUAGCUCAAGAAAGAAAUCUGAAACGACGUAAAACACGGUAUAGAGGAGUUCAUACUAAUAAAAAAUCUCAUUUAGAAAUUAUGAGAGAAGUAGUUCAACAGCAAAUGGAAAUGUACAAAGAAUACCUUGCUGAAAAGUAUGGUGUUCAAAUCCCUGAUGAAGAUCCAGAAAAUUCAUUUAAUAACAUUAAGGAUGAAACACGCUCUAGUUUACAUUCUGAAUUUUCAUCUUUUAAGAGCAAAAGUCAGGACAUGAAUCGUGAAUCAAAUAGAUCUAGAGAUCAUAAUACAAAUUAUAGAGAAAGUACAAAACAUCAUAGCUAUGAUUUACAUAGAUUUCAUUCUAACGAAUAUAAUGAUAAAUCUCAGGAAAGUUAUAAGCAUUAUAGUAGAGACUUAAGUAACAGCAGCAGACAUUCUAGUCGGUACGAAGAUCGUGAUUAUAAAAAUCAUUCAAAAGAUUCAUCAAGACGACACAACUAUCGUGAUGAUGUUGAAUAUACGUCUCGUAAUAAAUAUGAGGACAAAAAUUACUCUUGUAAAUACUCGGAUAAAAGUCAAAUAGAUUAUACGAAUACGAAUAAACGCUGCGAUAAAAUAAAGACAAUUCGCGAUAAUAACCGUGAUUAUAAUGAUUCAGAUAAAAGUUGUAACGAUAAGGAUCGCAGUAAUCUUAAACGCAAUCUCAGUAGCUCAAUUGAUAAAAACUCUUAUCCUAAAUCCAAAACUGACACUAAUAGUCACAUGAACGACGAAAAACAUGAAAAUAGUUAUAAAACAAAAAAACAAAAAUCAAGUAAAAGUAGUAAAGAAAAGAAACACAAAAAAUCAAAACAUAAAUACAAAAGUCGCAGCAGAAGUAGGAGUUAAGUUACGAAUUUUAUAUGAUUAAUUAUGUUAUAUUUUUUAUAUGAUAUGGAACUUGUAUGAAUAAUUCUUAUAUGCAAACUGAAAUUUAUUAAAUCAACUACUAAUAAUUGUGUUGUUUGAAUCUUAGUUACCUACUUGUAAAUAGUACCAAAUGUAAGUUGUACUUAUGUUCAUCAUGCAAAAACUUUAAAGGGUGGUUGUAAAUAAUUAAUGCUGUGAGUUUAAUAUUUUAUAAAUUUUGUAUAACUCUUGCAAAUGUAAUUUUGUAUAAAAAAGUUGCUAAUAAAU
Messenger RNA from Phymastichus coffea, 1768 nucleotides. RefSeq names its product U11/U12 small nuclear ribonucleoprotein 48 kDa protein-like. The record is from RefSeq and is a predicted model, not a curated record. NCBI's taxonomy places the organism in Eukaryota, Metazoa, Arthropoda, Insecta, Hymenoptera, Eulophidae. The coding region runs from base 59 to 1480 and encodes 473 amino acids. The transcript is spliced from 5 exons.